GAGGAUCCCAGUGAGGGCUGAGGGUGGAACCAGGCUUGGUUCCCAAUUUUCAGCUUCAGAGCAAGUUCUUGUUCAUCACAGCAAUGACUGCUUCCCUCCCACCCCCGGAGAAAGUGAAAUUGGUCAGUAUGUAACACAGUGCUUGAUUGUGUGUGCACAGGAGAGAGUGGCAAAAGCACGUUUAUCAAGCAGAUGAGAAUCAUUCAUGGAUCAGGUUACUCUGAUGAAGACAAAAGGGGCUUUACGAAACUGGUGUACCAGAAUAUAUUUACAGCGAUGCAGGCCAUGAUCAGAGCCAUGGAUACCCUCAAAAUCCCGUACAAGCAUGAACAUAACAAGGCUCAUGCACAGUUAGUUCGAGAAGUCGAUGUAGAGAAGGUGUCAACUUUUGAGAACCCUUAUGUAGAUGCAAUAAGAAGCUUAUGGAAUGACCCUGGAAUUCAGGAGUGUUAUGAUAGACGACGGGAGUAUCAGUUGUCAGAUUCAACUAAAUACUAUCUUAAUGACUUGGACCGCAUAGCAGAUUCCACCUACCUGCCAACUCAGCAAGAUGUGCUGAGAGUUCGAGUCCCAACGACAGGGAUCAUUGAAUAUCCAUUCGACUUACAAAGCGUCAUUUUCAGAAUGGUGGAUGUAGGAGGCCAACGAUCAGAAAGAAGAAAAUGGAUACAUUGCUUUGAAAACGUCACAUCUAUCAUGUUCCUAGUAGCUCUUAGUGAAUAUGAUCAAGUGCUUGUGGAGUCAGAUAAUGAGAAUCGAAUGGAAGAAAGCAAAGCACUCUUUAGGACAAUUAUCACAUAUCCAUGGUUCCAGAACUCUUCAGUCAUUCUGUUCUUAAAUAAAAAAGAUCUCUUAGAGGAGAAAAUUAUGUACUCCCAUCUAGUUGAUUAUUUUCCAGAGUAUGAUGGACCACAACGGGAUGCACAAGCGGCACGAGAGUUCAUCCUGAAGAUGUUUGUAGAUCUGAAUCCAGACAGUGACAAAAUUAUCUACUCCCACUUCACAUGCGCUACAGACACAGAGAAUAUCCGCUUCGUCUUUGCUGCUGUCAAGGACACAAUCCUACAGUUAAACCUGAAGGAGUACAACUUGGUCUAACUGUGUCUAGGAGGCCCUCCAAAACUACGCUUGUGUGAUUGAAGAUAUACAAGAGGGACUGUAUUAUCUGUGAAAACAAUUUGCAUAAUACUAAUUUAUUGCCGGCCUGGACUCUGUGAAUGUCCACAGAGUUUGUAGUUAAUAUUAUGAUUUUAUUUAAACUAUAUGGAGGGAAAAAAAAAGGAUGCUGAAAUACAUUCACAGCACAUUCCUCAUUUUUUAGGCAAAACCUUGUAACUCAAUGUGUUUUAAAUUCUCAGUCGUACAUUACAAAGGAUAGCAAGUUUUGCUAUUGAAGCAAAAUCAAGCUGGUUUCUUCUUUCCCUGACCGUUUCUCUCUCCCUCUUUCCUCUCCUUCUUGUCUUUUACGAGGUACAAUGGCCUUUUUUUUUUUUUCCCCCUGCAUUCCUGGCUGAAAUAUUUUCUGUUGAGUGAUUUGGUCAGGAAAAUACUAUCAUACGAAUUCAAAUCAUCAUUCAUUCUAAUUUUAUAGUAUGUACUUUCUCUGAAGGAUUAAAAGUAUUGAUACUGUGAUUUUUAAAUUCUUGACACAGGUGUCUUAAUUCUGUCUUCUCUUUUGAGACUAGAAUAUUUGGAUUGUGAAAUGGAAUUACAGUUGUCUAAGAUAUUAAAUUUAACCAUAUUUUCACAGUUCAUUAAGGUGCACAGAAGACAGUAAUGAAAUUAAGACACAACCUGGGAUGUAUAUGUGGAGUAUGUUAGAAUCUCUUUUUAUUUGCCAUGUGCCAUUUCUUUUUCUUCUUUGAUUCAAAAAUGCCAAAUAGAAAUGUCAUAGACACUACAUCUUCCCCAGUGGCUACAGCCUGAAACAGUGGGGUGGUUUGGUUUUGGUUUUUUUUUUCAGUUGUGUGGGGUUUUUUCCUUAAGUCAGAGCUUUUUUAAGUGUUCUUUUUCCACAAUAGAAAAAUUAUUUUUAUUAUAUAAGAUUAAUGUUGCCAAAUCUGGCUUUUUAUAAAAACAAUACUCUUGAAACAUAAGAUACGGAUUGAAAUGCCAAACUGAUGGGUUGGGAACUGACCUGAUUGAGUCAACUGCCAAAUGAUAAACAAACAUAGUUUCAGCUCUCAUGUUCCCUUUUUUAGAAAUUGUUCUAUUUUCUAAUGCCAAAACCAACAGUGUGAAUGAAUAUGCUACAAGGUGCCCCAUGCACACGCAUGUGGUCUACUAGUUUAAAGACAGUUCAAGUCCUUAUGUCAGAUAUGGCAUGAGUUUGUUUUCUGUAACAAUAUCAAGGCACCUUUAGUUGUAUAACAAGAAAUCAUUGAUGAGAAAUCAUGUUCAGGAACCUUUCUUGAUAAGGUUGCGUGUUAACUAACUGAUUUGCAGACAUUUGAUAGGCUUUCAUGCAAAAUAGCCUCUCUCAACAUUCUUUAGAAAAGAUUUAUUAAUGUAAAUGAAACAAAAUCAUUCUUGAAAUUUAAAUGUGCAAUUUUCUUAACAACAAAAAUGCAGCACACAGUGAUGAUCCUUUAUUCUGCAGCUUAGAUUGAAAGGUGUUUUUUGACCAGGUGCAUGAUUGCUAGCAAGCAAUAGAAAACUCAGAGCUCAGACAUAUAAUUGGGUUGAUUAUCUGCAAUGCCAAGUAGCACUAGAGUGCACUUAACACAGAAGUUGCUGCUCAUAGCAGCAGAUGGGAGGUGGAAAAAAGAAUGGCUUAUUAAUUAAUCACCAAAGUUGAACAAUAAAUACUAAUAAGACCUUUUUUAAUCCUUAAUCCUCCCAAAUCCAAAACAACAAUAAUAACAGUUGCUAUUUUUUGCUCCGUCUUAAAACACCUUGUAAUUUAAAACUGGUUGUAGGUAUAGUGCAAUUAUGAAUGCUAUAAUCAUUGUACAUACAUCUAUAUAUAUAUAUGGCAGCAUCCAUAUUGGCUUUGUAAUCAUUAAUUUUUGGCAAAUUGAAUGUGCUGUAUUGAUAUGUAUCUAUGUAAUUGUAUUGUAUGUCUUAUAGCUAAUUCACAUUUUAAAUAAUGUUAUUUUAUUUACUUUUUUAAGAGAGAAGAAUGUAAAUUUUGUCAGUUUAUUUCUGACUAGGGAUUUGUUGUUGUUUUUUAUUUACAAAACAAAAAAAAUUACUAUAGUACAGAGCGGUACUAGCAUCGUGCUGUAUAAAAUCAUUUGCACAUUCCUGAAUAGAAGUAAAUUUGAGACACCCAGUCAGAGGCCAUUCGCAUUCAGAAUAAUGCUUAAAUCUUGUCAGGGCUUUAUAUAGGUGUAGAAACCAGUCUUACUAGAAUUUAUGCUGUUGUGUCUAGGAUUGGAGCAUAAGCUUUAAAUACAAAUUUAAUUUAUAUUUGGCAGAUUCACAUUAGGUUACUUUUACUUUUCUAAUCAGCUUUAUUAGAAAAGUAAAUUUAGAGGCAUUUCAAAUCAUUGUACAUAAGUACUAAUGAGUGUAUGCUGUUACCCUAAAAUACCAUGAAAAAAUACAAAACAUCAUAUCAAUCAAACAGGCUUUUCAGAAACUGCGGAAAACUUAAAUACAACAACAACAUCCAAAAAGUCACUAUUGUUAAUGAUUUUAAGGAGUUAAAGCAUUUUAUUUAAUAAAGCUAAAGCAGGUAUAUCUAGGUUAUAAAAAGUGACACUGACAUUCUGAAUAGGGGAUCAGAGCAGUGACUCUUACAUACAGCAUAACAAAAUUGGUCCUAUUCUUGCUAUAAAUGCAAUAGAGUUUCUGUUCACACAGUUCCACUGUUGAUAAUACCCCUUCUUUUAACUUAGGAAUACAUUGCCCAUGUGGGAUUAGUGCUACAAAUGGAACUGUAGCAAAAAAAACCACCACACACACACACAAAAAACACCCAACCCAAACAAACAAAAAAACCCCAGACAGUGGUGUCUAACAAAGGUUUGGGUUUGUUUGGGGAUUUUUAGUUUGUUUUGUUUUGUUAUGGGAUAUUGGGUGAGGGAGAAGGAAACGUGGUUCUAAGUUUUGUAUAAAAACAAAACAGAAGUUUACUCAUGCUUUAUAGUUACAUUGUGAUUGCAAAAGUUUUCAAGAGUGUGUGCCACUGGGCUACUUAUGGUAUGUUUUAGAUAAGUCGAACUUGUAGCAAUGUUUAGAUCAUUUGAGCAUGUUCUGGAAGAAAAAAAAAAAAACACACAAAAAAUAGGCAAGCUUUACAUGAAUCACCUAACACAGCAUUGCAGUGUGACAGUUUACAAAGACAUUUACUUUUUAAAUGACGCAGCUGUUCCCACCUGCAGUGUAUUCAGUUGUAGUAGUGGUGCUGUUGUUUUAAUUGGUGGUUUCUACUAUGCCUUACAGUGCUUGAGUCCAGAAGUUUGUGCCUCUAAUAUGAAGCUAAGGCAGAAAUAUCAAGACAGAAACCCUUUUAACUUUGCCAAAAUUACGUGAUUUCUUUGAAUGUCAUAUAUGGGGGAGAAGGAAAACGUCUUGGGAACCUGUGUAUUCUAGAUGUUCACUAGCACAAGAAAGCUGUAAUACGUGUUUUACAGAAACCUUAAACUUGCCUUUUUCACAAAUUAACUGGCACUGUCCUUGCAUAUAUAGGAUGACGCAGCUAUAAGGGCAGUUUACUUUUUAUAAUUCAGACUCUUUUGAUUGUCAAGGUGUAUGGACUGUAGUUUUUAAUCAUAUUGCCACAUGAUUGUGAAUCACUUUUUAAAGUUUGAAGUGGAGAAGAGACUCUUUAUGCUGGAUAUCAGUCAGAACUGACUGCAUGAUUUGCAAAAACUCUAAAUGGGGAGAAAGGGCUGCAUAUGAAGACAUUGCUGGACUCCCAGCAUUUGUUUGUAAGGUUCAGAAGACUUUCAGAUUACUCAACCUCAUGACCCUUUCUUUGUUACACAUUCUUCACAGAAGAAUGAAAUAUUAGGAGAAAAUAAAGACAUGUUAACCCACAUGAAAAAAUAAAAUUUAGCCAAUUAAUUUAUUAUAUGUGCUGCUGUUCUUGGAGCUCUCUGCAUGGUUGUCCUGCAGACUAAUACAUUAGUGAACUAAUGAAGUGUGCACAGCAUAUUAACAAGGCCUAAAAGUGACCUACCUCUAGCUAAGAGACCAGGAGAGUAAAUAUGUUCUGGAGAGACCGUCAUAAGUUAGGAAAUUAAAAUGUCAUGUGUAGGUAAUUAACUAUGGCUUUUAGAAGUUCACACUUUUGUAAAUACAGUCCCUCUUCUGACAUAAACCAUAAAUUCUAAAAUUUAAAAUGCAUUAAACAUGUAAAGCCAUCUGUCCCUGUCCAGUUUGUGAGUUUAGUGGGGAUCUUGCAAAACCAUAUGUUUAGUUUUAAGAGGAGCUACUGAUAUUUCCUCUUUCUUGACUCUUGGUUACCCAUAACAUUUUGAGUUUCAUCAGUCAAACUAGAAACAUUUCUGUGUAGUCAACAAUACAUUGAGGGUCACUUUUUAGCUAGUUAAAGGGAUUUUAUUGUAAGUUUCACUUAAGCUUUUUCACAGUAGCCAUGCUGCAGGGAAUGGAGUAAAGGGAGAUUUUGAAGAUAGUGUGAAAAAUGGAAAGUCAGCCAGGUCAAUCUUUCUGUAAAUCUGUUGGUUUGGGUUUUUUCUCUCAAAAUAGUCUAAGGUGAAGUCUGUUGCUGGAUUCCUCAUUUACUGUGCUGCAGGAAAUCCUUAUUUGACCAAUUCCUUUUUUCUUCAGGGUGGAGUGUCAGAUAUGUUUUUAAACAGUAUUUAAAAAUAAAGAUCAUAUUUGCUGUUCUUAAAGUGUCAUUUAAAUGCAUGUAUUGUGUGGUGUUUGAGGGACAGAAAUAGGGGUUUUGACAAAAAAAACUAAUAUUGUACAGUUACUGCCCCUCAAAAAUGUUGCUGGUUAAAAAUACAAUAUUUUUGGCCAUAACUUCGUACUAUAGUAUCUUCAUUCUUUGAAGUUUAGCUUUUCCAAAAUAUUAUUUGGGCUUAUUGUUCUCCCAUAAUGCUGCUUUAUGAUAAAUGUUGGAUAGAUGUAUUAUUCCAUUAUUACUUUUUAAUUACACAUGCUCUGUCAUCAUUGUCUAAAUAUUAAAAUUUCCAGAAGAUUACAGCCAGAAUGUUCAAAAUAUGUAAGGUUUGUUACAGUGGAGACAGUAUUAAUAAAGGGGGGUUUUGAUUUGUUUACAAUGGAAACUUGGAAGCAUGAGGGGAAAGAAAUACUACUUGUAUCUCACUAAUAGAAAACUUUCAGAAUUUGUAGGUGGCAAGGUGAAUUUCUUGAGCAUUUUGGCUGUUUGCAGUAGUACUGCAGGAGCAACUUUUUUUGAUCUAUAUGUUCACCUAUGCCACGAUAGGAAUAAUGGAAAGAUGCCUGCAUGUUGCUUUUCAUGUCUUGUAUCUGAUCAGCAGUCAGUGGAUCUCAAAUCUUCAUUAUUGAAGAAAUAGAAUUUCAGGCCAGUUGCAAAAAUUAGUUUGUUCUUUGUUACGUGAUCGCAACAGUUUUAAGUAAGAUUGCUGAAGUCCAAACAGUUUGCCUAAGCAAGGACUUGAGUGAAUGGUUCCUGAUUUUUCUUUGCUGUUGCAGAGGGUAAAGGAGAAGGGUCAGUGGGGAAGGACUUAUUUUAUCUUUAUGUCUCAGUGAAGAUAAUGUCAACAAAAAUACAGUGUAAGUGGUGAUCUUUAGGUAUGUGAAAUAGAUGUAGAAAUUGUAUCUGUGUGAUAAAUUGUGUGUAGUUGUGAUAAAACCUUACAUCACAUACUGUGAUUGUAUCACCCGAUUGCCACCCGCUUUGUAGGAUACUGUCCCAAAACCCUGGGAGUUCCAGAGUACUUUUAGGCUGCCAUAAAUCACACAGUUGCCAGCUCCUCAGGAACACAUCUGUUGUCAGUACCUGGUAUCAAGGCAAGUAAUCUCCUUUUAUAUCUCAUUGCUACAAAAAGAACUAGCCUCAAAGACCUCCUCAGUUCUCAGUUUCCAGUUCUCAGCUGCACUGGGUUUUCCCUUUCAUUUAUGUCAGCCCUGCCACUUGUCCAGCCAAUAAACUGGGUGAAAAACCCCACUCAUUUUUGCUCUUGCUUGGCUCGUUUGGUCUAAUCUUAAGAAGUUUCAGGCAAUUCGGCUUGGUGUUAGGGGUGGAGAAGUACAAGAAUUGGGCUUUCAUCUCACAGAAAAACAAAUAAAUAGUUCUUGUUUGUUUCCAGUAAGAUCUUAAAAAGGAGGGAGGAGGGAUGGAGGAAAUGGUCUUCUUUUUUAGAUGCUUAAAAUGCCAUGUCACUGUGCAUGACAUUAAAGGUUUACUGUGUCCUUGUCCAAGGCACUCUUUCCUUCUCCAUUCACACUUGUCUUAUCACACUGAUUAAUUGCUUCCUGCCAUUGAAAGGAAAUAUUUUUACAGUACUGCUUUAUGUGUGUACACUCUGAAAUACUUUCUGAUCCUUGUGAAUUAAAUGUAAAUUGGUCUGCUAAAAUUGAACAAUUUAUGAAGUGUAAUACAGCUGAAGAAAGCUGCACUUUUUGCUUAAUCUUACUUCAUGUUCCUUCUGCGAUUUUGUUCUGACUGUUUUUCUGUAUCUUUCCUUUAUCCUGUUUGCCAUAAAGAGAAGGUUGUUUGACACAUCA
Molecule: messenger RNA, 7629 nt
Organism: Strigops habroptila (Kakapo)
Lineage: Eukaryota; Metazoa; Chordata; Aves; Psittaciformes; Psittacidae
Product: guanine nucleotide-binding protein G(q) subunit alpha
Exons: 7
Coding region: 193-1098 (301 amino acids)
Biological process (GO): action potential; phospholipase C-activating dopamine receptor signaling pathway; adenylate cyclase-modulating G protein-coupled receptor signaling pathway
Cellular component (GO): heterotrimeric G-protein complex
Molecular function (GO): G-protein beta/gamma-subunit complex binding; guanyl nucleotide binding; GTPase activator activity
Source: RefSeq, a predicted model, not a curated record